AUGUCCCCAAUACGCGAGGGAAUGUCACAUCCUCACCAACACCCUCAAAUGAUGAGCUCUCUAUCUAUUGUGAAUACUAUCAAGACUCGAGUUGUUGCCAUGCUCAGUGCUUCAGAUAUUGAUUGGCUCAACAACAAGAGUGUAAAGGUCCGACUGCAGACUGCAGAUCUCACAACCAGGCUGGCUGUUAUGAUCAAGCAGUGUGGGGAAGUUCAACUUCUCAGCACUCUGGGCCUGAUUCUGUUUGAGCAGCUUGGUAAAGAAUAUCCAGACACUCAAGGAGUGAUUGCACUCAAAUGGAUCCACCAGUCAAAGAUUUUUAUGAAUAUCAUGUCUAUGGUCUUCCCAUUAAGCAUGCAGUCUUCCCUAUUAGAUGAAUACUGUGCCUAUGGUCUUCCCAUUGAGCAUGCGGUCUUCCCUAUUAGAUGA
Suillus paluster is the source of this 429-nucleotide messenger RNA. RefSeq lists its product as uncharacterized. The transcript has 5 exons. The record is from RefSeq and is a predicted model, not a curated record. Gene Ontology annotation, molecular function: mRNA binding. Bases 1 to 429 code for a protein of 142 amino acids. Gene Ontology annotation, cellular component: U2 snRNP; U12-type spliceosomal complex; U2-type prespliceosome. NCBI's taxonomy places the organism in Eukaryota, Fungi, Basidiomycota, Agaricomycetes, Boletales, Suillaceae. Gene Ontology annotation, biological process: spliceosomal complex assembly.